CCUCCAUCAAGGGGUUCAGGAACAGUCACCCGCUGGAGCCAGACUCACGAAUGACACGCCUUCCAUCUGGUGCCUUAGAAAUAGAGAAUGUAGCCAUGCCGGGGAGUACUGCUGCUAAGCCAACAAGAGCAAGGUGUCCCAGCAAGCCACACUCACAGUCAAGGAAGCCUACAUGCUCACUGCUCAGCCAAAGUCCACGAUAGGCAAGGUGGGGGACAAGAUUACCCUGGACUGUGCGGCCAACGGCUACCCGGAGCCAGCCGUGGUGUGGCUCAGGGACAGUGCCACCAUCCACAUGGCGUAAGGACCUGCAAAACGUUCCGUUGAUGAUGAAAGGGAAUUCGGGAGAUGACUGAGAGGGCCAUUUUGAUGUGUCUUGAGAGCUUGGAUAACAGUGACUGAGGGAGAGGUUUCAGAAUCAAAUAAAUAUAUACCCAUUCCUUUUAUUUUUAGUUUGUGUGUGUGUGUUGCAGUUAUUGCUGUAUAUAAGGUAAGUGUUGCAGCAGGCUUAUUGUAAUGGACUGCUUUUGUUGGUAUUUUUUUUCCCUCGAGCUGCUUCCUCUACUGUGAAAAAAAAGUGACAAACAGCAAUUAGAUACAAAACUCACUUGCUUACCGUACCUUUCUGUCUUUCCUCAGGGACCUGGACACACUGUUCUGCGGCACCACCACCAGCAGCCUGCACAUCCAUGGCCUGCAGGAGGAGGACGAGGGGACGUACAGGUGCCGGGCGGAGAACAGGGACCUGGACACACAGUUCUGCGGCACCACCACCAGCAGCCUGCACAUCCAUGGCCUGCAGGAGGAGGACAAGGGGACGUACAUGUGCUGGGCGGAGAACAGGGAGGAUUCGCUCGACGCCGUAGCCCACAUACAGGUCCAAGUUGCUCCGAGGUUUCUGAGGCAGCUGGCCAACGCUCUCACCUAUGAGAAGGAGAACGUGGAGCUGGAGUGCAGCGUGUACGGCCAGCCAGAGCCCUCGCUCCACUGGCUCAAGAACGGCGAGCUGCUGGUGGAGACGGACUUUUGUGAUGGUGUGGACAUUUAUCACUUACAGAGUGUGAGCGGCAACAACCUGCAGAUCCUUGGCCUGGUGCGCCAGGAGGACUCCGGGAUGUACCAGUGUGUGGCGCACAGCUCGCCAGGGACGCCCAGCUGUGUGUCCUUGAGUCAAAGGAGCAAGACCCUGGCGGCGGGCACCCCCAGGCCCCCUUGGCUGCUGCAGGCCACCUCCACCAGCAACAGGUUCAUCACGCUGGCCUGGCAUGAGCCGGAGCUCAACACCGACCACACUGUGGGAUACUCAGUCGUCUACAAGCAGGAAGGAUCACUCAGAGAACGCGUCCAGAACGCGAGUGCAGCUCCUCCAGCGAGGGACUGAAUGAAUACAAGACCCAGAUCAGCGACCUAAGUCCCGGGAGUAACUACAUGGUGCGGGUGGUGGCCCACACCUCCGGCGGCCUGGUGGGCGCCUCCACACAUGAGGUGCGGGUGUUCACCAAGCCGGACCUGGACCUGCCCUCCGCCCCAGAGUCUGAAAGUUGUCCCCACCUCACCCACCAGUCUGGAGGUCACUUGGUCGCCGCCCGGAGUGGCCAAAACGCCCAUCACGGGAUACACCAUGCUCUAUACGCAGGUUGGGUCAGCAGAAGAACACGAGGUAGAGGUCACUGGUACGUCACAUGACCUCCAAGGCCUGGACCAGUUCACAGAGCACAGCGUGUGGCUCACCGCCGUCAACAGUAAUGGCGGGGGAGACGCCACCCCGGCGGUCACUGCCAGAACCUUCUCAGACGUGCCCUCAAAGGAGCCUCAGAAUGUGAGCGUUGAGGCUGCCAGCUCAAGGGUGAGUUGUGGAAGGCUUCCAAGGCAAAGAUGCAUUUUAAAACUCAUUUUUAAAUAGCUUUCUGCUUUGUUCGUUUCCUUCACAUCAUCUCUACAAGUUGCACAUUCAUUGUUUCAGUAUUUUUAACCCUUGCACAUUCAUUAUAUUUCAUUAUAUUUGACCCGUCCCCUGCGAUUGGCACAGAUUUGGCCUUCACAGGUAGCCUGAAAACAUAUACUCCCAGGUCUUUCUCUGCCUCUGUGGUGGAUAGUGGAGUGUUUCCCAUGUGGUAUUGGUGUGCUGGAUAUCCUCUCCCAGGGUGCAGGACUUUACAUUUUUCUCCACUGAAUUGUAGCAGCCAGUUUUUGUUCCAUUCCUGUAGCUUGGUGAGGUCUUCUGGUAGGAAAUCCACAGUCAGGGGGUUAAGUUGAAGCACUCACGGCCUCACACAAUGUUCAAACUUUUUAGAUUGUAUUUUCAUCAUUUCUCAUAUAUCUUUUUCCCUCACACGGCCUUUCCCUUCAG
Eriocheir sinensis (Chinese mitten crab) is the source of this 2350-nucleotide messenger RNA. Its product is annotated as neogenin-like. Gene Ontology annotation, biological process: cell-cell adhesion. The transcript has 7 exons. The record is from RefSeq and is a predicted model, not a curated record. Gene Ontology annotation, molecular function: protein binding. NCBI's taxonomy places the organism in Eukaryota, Metazoa, Arthropoda, Malacostraca, Decapoda, Varunidae. The coding region runs from base 824 to 1381 and encodes 185 amino acids.